AUGACCCAGAUCCCACCAACACCUCUUCUAGUUGCUAGCGUGCCACCGGCACAUAGUACGUACGAGUACAUCACCAGACUUAUGAACUCGGCGCUUCAAGAGCGACAUGUCGACCCAACAUGGCGAUAUAAUGGACAUAUCGUUAGAAACGACGCUUUCAUUUGGGUUACUUUCGCCACUGAGACCAGGCACCGAACGGCAUGGCCCAGGGACUACAGGUUUAGGUCUUGUCAGCCACGUUGUAACCCAACGGAGCCUUCUUAUUCGAUCCACGCCGACUUGGCUCAACUAGCUCGGAGAUGUGGCGCCAACAUUAACGAGCUACACAGCUUUAUGUGUUUCCCUCCUGUCAGAGCGGUAGUGCGCACCCUGUUAAUCGAGCUCGAAAACCCAGAAGCACAAAAUGGCCAACGGCCAGUUGAAGCUGACAUUAUCAAUAGCGUGAACGAGACCAUUGCGAGCACAGUCUCUUCCGAACGGCAGAAAUAUGUCACCCAGAUCACCCCAGCUGGUCCAGAUUUCUCCAACAGGGCUUUAGUCCUGUGCCUGGUCAAGUUGUUCGCUCACUUCGAGUCUUGGGGUUAUUGGCGUUUCGGACCCGGGGGACGCCGACUUAUCCUCGAGACGUUGAUAUCGAUUGUUGGCCUCUUUUGCAAUGCCUGGGCUCAUGCACCAAUGAUUGAUGUUGCUUGGAGCCGUCUUGGCAAGUCUGUACGUCCUACCUCCCCCUUUGUUGAGCAAUUGAACAACGACCAGCCCUCUCCUUCAGGUGUUCUUAUGCCCGAGAUCUGGCUUGAGUGGUCCCUCAUGUUUGACCCUUGGAUCAGACGGGGUGAUUCCAUACAGCUUCUCCGCCCCGACAACCCUGAACCCCCAGUCUUUCUUGCAGAGGUGUCUGAGCCGGAGGCAGACAAUGAAGGUCGCGUGGUCGUAAAAUAUCUUAGCAAGCCCGACGAAGAACGCUGGUCUUUUAAAUCCAUCCUCGACUCCAAGUGGACCGGCAAGAGACCACGGUCGGGCCUGCAGUAUCUUGUAGACUGGGAAUACGCAGAACCCUCGUGGCAGCCGGCCAAAGACCUACAAGGCUGUGAAUCGUGGGUUCUGCAGUUCCAUCGGUUGCACCCUCACAAGGCAGGGCCUGUUUCCAAGUUGAGCCGCUUCCUUUAA
Molecule: messenger RNA, 1167 nt
Organism: Colletotrichum truncatum
Lineage: Eukaryota; Fungi; Ascomycota; Sordariomycetes; Glomerellales; Glomerellaceae
Source: RefSeq, a predicted model, not a curated record